This is a messenger RNA of Arachis stenosperma, 993 nucleotides long. RefSeq names its product protein FAR1-RELATED SEQUENCE 8-like. Bases 1 to 993 code for a protein of 330 amino acids. Gene Ontology annotation, biological process: regulation of DNA-templated transcription. Gene Ontology annotation, molecular function: zinc ion binding. The transcript is spliced from 3 exons. The record is from RefSeq and is a predicted model, not a curated record. NCBI's taxonomy places the organism in Eukaryota, Viridiplantae, Streptophyta, Magnoliopsida, Fabales, Fabaceae.
AUGUGUAACAAGAAGUCGACAGUUGUAGUCACGGAUGGCUGUGAUUCGAUGAAAGCUGCAAUCAAGUCUAUUUUUCCAGAGGUAACACAUCGAUUUUGUGCUUGGCAUAUGGAGAAGAACGUAACCGCUAAUGUGAAGGAAGAGGGAAUGCGGCAAUGUUUCACCCGGUGGCUGUACUCAGAUAUGGAAAUAGAUGAAUUCGAGGCUGAGUGGGAUGAUGCCGUUGAAGAGUAUGGGUUCCAAAAUAGUUUUUGGGCCAAAGAAACUUUUCAUAAGAGGAUGAUGUGGGCUAAUGCGUAUCUACGAGACAAGUUCUGUGCAGGUUUUCGAACAACAUCCCGAUAUAUACACACAUUGGAGGAAUACGGCGACUCAAGUAGAGAGAUGAUGGUGUUGUACGAUAGGGUUUCAAGGAAAAUGGAGUGCCGAUGCAAUUUUUGGAGCCAAAAGAAAAUUCCUUGUCGUCACAUAUUUUUUGUAAUGAAGCAUAAGCAUUUGACUCAAAUUCCUGAAAGGCUGGUUCUGAAGAGGUGGCACAAGGAUGCAAAGUCGUUGGAUAAAUAUGCCGAGAUAACGGAAGUUGGUAGUAAAAGGGGUUUCUUGCAGCGCCAUGGUGCACUUCAUGCAGCCACACAGUUGAUGGUAUAUGUUGGAGCUAGGUGCCCAUCGUCAUUCACACAUGUGCUUAACGAUCUCUAUACACUGUGUCAGGAACUGGAUAGAGGCCAUGAAAAUGUCUGUCAGAAGAAAGCACACGAUACGAUUGAUUUACAUGACCCUGAUGUGGUGAAGACCAAGGGUGCCCCUCGUGUCCAAUUCGACAAGGGCAAAAAAGGUGAUCCUAAACCCAACAAAUUGGCUAUGCAGGUAGAUUUAGAGGAAUCAGGUUCAAAGAUUAGAUUAGAAGAUGAAAUACCUGCUGCAACUGGAUUUAGUGAGACGAUGGAAUACGAUAGGAACAUGAGAAGUAACACAGAUGAGUUACUCACAUAG